CUCUCUCUUCAGUUUCUUUAAUCCCUCCCUCUCUCUCUCUCCUCCCUAAAUUCCCCUACAAAAACAGCCCAAUCCCACUCCUUCAUGAAGAAGAGAGAGAAACAAAAACAAGCAUAAGAAAAAGAGGGGGGAGAGAGAGAGAGAGAGAGAAACAAGAAGCAGAGAGAGAGAGAGAGAGAAAAGAUAUGAUCAAGGGAAGAGCAGGAAAUGGUGGCUCAAGUUUUGGCCACCUAUUCCUCCCUCUUCUUGUUCUUGGGCUUAUUACGGGCCUUGUUAGUGCAGCAAGCCCAAAGGCCCGGGCUGAUGGGGCCCAUAAACACCGGGAGCGUACCGACCGUCGGAUCGAGAGGGUGAUGGCUGAGGUUGCCGCUGGCACAGCUCCGGCCUCUGCACCUGCGAGCCCGUCGGGCUCGCGUGUGUACCACGUGACGGAUUACGGUGCUGAUCCAACGGGGAGUGCAGAUUCAACGUCUGCGAUCAGAAGGGCCAUAUCGGACGCCUUCAAUGCGCCGUCCGAUCACGAUUUGAUGGCUGGGAUCAAAGACGUUGGUGGGGCCGAGUUACACCUCGACGGUGGGUCAUACUUGAUCAGUAAUCCCGUAGCGUUACCCUCGUCAGGAGGCGGUAAUUUCAGAAUCCAUGGCGGUUCAUUACGAGCGUCCGAUGACUUCCCAACGGACAGGUAUCUGAUCGAGCUGUGGUCCUCGGCCGCGUCGAGCUCACAAUCAGCAAGAGCAGCAGCCAAUGCUACCGAACUGCUAUCAACUUCAGGCUACGAUUACGAGUACAUCACGCUAAGGGACCUGAUGUUAGAUGCUAAUUACCGCGGCGGCGGAGUCGCUGUCGUUAACUCGCUCAGGACGACCAUCGACAACUGUUACAUCGUACAUUUCGAAUCCGACGGCGUUUGGGUGAAAGGCGGCCACGAGACGUUUAUCCGAGGGAAUUACAUAGGUCAGCAUAUUACGGCAGGGGGGGACCCCGGAGAGAGGAAUUUCUCUGGUAACGGGAUAAAUUUGAACGGCAACGACAAUGCCGUUACAGAUACCGUUAUCUUCUCGGCAGCUACCGGGGUUUUGGUCUCCGGUCAGGCUAACACGCUAACUGGGGUGCAUUGUUACAAUAAAGCAACGGCAUUCGGGGGGACCGGUAUAUAUUUGAAACUACCGAACCUGACCCAGACAAGAAUAGUCAACUGUUAUUUGGAUUUCACUAGUAUAGUGUCCGAGGACCCCGUUCAGCUCGUCGUGUCAAAUUCGUUCUUUUUGGGCGGUGGGAACGUUGUGUUUAAAUCGGUGAAGGGAGUGAUUAAAUCGGUAAAUGUUGUUGAUAAUUUGUUCUCCGGAGGUAAAGGGACCGAUAUUGUGCGUUUAGACGAGACAAACGGAGGCUUCACGGAUGUCGACGGGGUUUUCGUGGAACGGAACGGGGUGGACGGGAUGACAGCGAGAUCGACGGCGGCGAGGGCGACGGUGAAAAGUAACGGUACGACCUGGACCGUUGAUUUUUCACCGGUGCUACUGUUUCCUAACAGGAUUGAUCAUGUGUUGUACUCCCUGCAAGCUGAGUCAGGGUUUCCUAAUCACGCUUUGAGGAACGUGUCGAGCAAUCGGGUGGUGAUCCAGGCCGACGUGGCCGGUCUGGUUCAAGCAACCGUACACGUGGAGGUUGAUCAAGCGGGAGGGUAGGUACAAAAUGGGGAGGCUGGAGGAUUGUUUGGCCCCCUCUCUUCCUCCAAAACAUCGUGUUACAUUUGUCCCACGUGUUUCAAUAAAAUUCAUAUUGUAUUU
Molecule: messenger RNA, 1790 nt
Organism: Asparagus officinalis (garden asparagus)
Lineage: Eukaryota; Viridiplantae; Streptophyta; Magnoliopsida; Asparagales; Asparagaceae
Product: polygalacturonase QRT3-like
Molecular function (GO): polygalacturonase activity
Source: RefSeq, a predicted model, not a curated record